AUGAAUGCCACCGUUGAUUUGGUGACCUCAGCUGCAGUAGUUCGCAAUGCUACAACCGUCUCGGAAAUAAGUCCUGCUUGUAUUGAUUUGAUUUUAAACAUCGUUUUGUCUGCGGCUUCCUUGCUGGUGUUCAUCGGUACGGUCAUUAUCACCUACUUUGUUGAUGACCCUGGCCUUCGGAAAUUGAAACGCGGUACUCAACAAUCCGAGUCCGUCGAUAUUACUGAAUCAGACAAAAAUUAUAUUCGCUAUUUGGCCGAGCGCAAGUUCCAAAAUCAAAUCAAAGGCCAUACAUUCUCGGCUUUUUCACCUGCUUAUAACCUGUCCUUAACCACCGGAACUGAACCUCCAGAGUUACGUCGCACUGUACCUUACGCGCGAAGACGUGCCUGCUCAGAAUCACAUACCGCUCAUCGGAUGAGUGAUGCGAGCUCGGAGACACAGAUUGUCUUUUCCAAGCCUGUAGCUGACGUCGUAGCUAAAAGCGAGGAGUUCCAUCUCCCAUCCCUGGAUUCUAUCGAUUUUAUCUUACUUUUCCGCGACGCUAUACAUAAGGGAAGCCGACCGCUGGUCAGUGAUAAUUUUGAAGUGCUUUCCGAAGAGAUGGUUUCGGAUGGCGUCAGCGUGUCAGUAACGAGGCGAUUAGAAAACGGGUAUUUGGUUGUGCUGCAGGCACCUCAAUCCGGGAAAACAUCCAGCAUCAUCGAGUACGAUGGCUCGGUCAUGUGCUACGCAUGCCGAAACACCGUCUACCGAGACGAGUGUUGUUCUCCGUGCCUCCUUCAGGAUGGCGCAAACCGCGAGGUGGACAGCACAUGA
Messenger RNA from Opisthorchis viverrini, 819 nucleotides. RefSeq lists its product as hypothetical. The record is from RefSeq and is a predicted model, not a curated record. Lineage: Eukaryota; Metazoa; Platyhelminthes; Trematoda; Opisthorchiida; Opisthorchiidae. The transcript is spliced from 3 exons. The coding region runs from base 1 to 819 and encodes 272 amino acids.